Messenger RNA from Neurospora hispaniola, 2845 nucleotides. Its product is annotated as putative isp4 protein. NCBI's taxonomy places the organism in Eukaryota, Fungi, Ascomycota, Sordariomycetes, Sordariales, Sordariaceae. Gene Ontology annotation, molecular function: oligopeptide transmembrane transporter activity. The transcript has 4 exons. Gene Ontology annotation, biological process: transmembrane transport. Gene Ontology annotation, cellular component: plasma membrane. The coding region runs from base 253 to 2658 and encodes 801 amino acids. The record is from RefSeq and is a predicted model, not a curated record.
UCCGUCAUAACCCUUUUGGAUUCUUACCUCUUCAACUCACAUCGUAGCCUUAUGUUCUAAACGUCGACGGUCGCUGGAGUCGAGGCAGCGAUGUUUACGCUUCGAUCAGCUUACUAACCAUCCAGCUGUCAAGUUUUAUCCGUCGCUUCACGGAAUUGCCCCAUCAGAUCGGCACGAACCCGAUCGUGUUCCCGCUUUGCUUUCCCGGCUUGGUUGCAUGGGAGGCAUAGCGAACCACGCUUUUGCUCCAAAAUGCUUCGCAAUUUUUUUCGACGACGGCACGGCGAUGAGGAUGUUAUGCCGGAUAUGGUAGACGAUGGAUCGCUCGAAGGUGACUCGACUGGCAUUGAGGCCUUGACUGCACUGAAGCGGUUCGAAAAGAUGCAUCGCCUGGACCCAAACCUACCAUUGGACGAGCUGGACGAGGUCGAAACGGCUUUGAAUAGCGCAAACAUCGAGAAAGGAACCGAGAUCGACCAAAUAUUGGCUGAAGACAAUUCCCCAUAUCCAGAAGUUCGAGCUUCAGUACGAAAUUACGAUGUCGAGAUGCCCGUCAACACCAUCCGGGCCUGGACUAUCGGCAUGUUGCUUUGCACUAUCGGUUCCGCUGUCAAUAUGCUUCUCUCGCUGCGAACCCCUAGCAUCUCGUUGUCGACUUUGGCUAUCCAACUCAUAGCAUACCCCAUCGGCCUGGGCUGGGAUCUCAUCUUCCCCGACCGUGUUUUCACCGUAUUCGGCAUCAAGUUCAACCUCAAACCCGGACCAUUCAACUUCAAGGAACAUGUCAUCAUUGUUGUCAUGUCCAAUGCUGCGUAUGGCGGUGGUGCUUUGUAUGCUACUGAUGUCAUUCUUGCUCAGGAGAUCUGGUACAAACAGUCAUUCGGCUGGGCCUGGCAAAUCCUCUUCGGCAUCUCGACGCUCUGCACUGGCUAUGGGCUUGCCGGUUUGGCAAGAAGGUUCUUGGUUUGGCCCGCUGCCAUGAUAUGGCCCGCGGAUCUCAUCAACUGCACACUCUUCUACACCCUCCACGAUCACUCGCCCUCGGAUCCGGCAAGGACAAAUGGUUGGUCAAUUAGCCGAUACCGAUGGUUCUUGAUUGUCAUGGCUGGAUCAUUUGCGUGGUACUGGUUUCCUGGCUAUCUUUUCCAGGGACUAUCUUGGAUGUGCUGGAUUACCUGGAUCUGGCCCGACAACGUCAUUGUCAAUCAGCUGUUUGGCGGACAAAGCGGAUAUGGGCUAUUCCCUAUCACUCUUGAUUGGUCUAUCAUCUCUGGAUAUCUCCUGUCACCCCUCGCGUCGCCAUUUCAUGCGAUCGCCAACGUCGUCGGCGGUGUCACGUUUUUCUUCGUUAUUGUCUCCCUUGGAAUCCAAUAUUCGAAUAUAUGGUACUCGGCUUAUCUGCCAGUCCAAGAGUCGCACUCGUACGACAACACCGGAAAGAGGUACGACGUUUUGCGCAUUCUUAACGAAAACCUGCAUUUCGACGAGGCCAAGUACCACACAUACUCGCCGCUUUACCUCCCCACCCAAUUUGCCCUUGCAUAUGGGCUGUCUUUUGCAGCUGUCGCAGCCGUCAUUGUUCACGUUGGCCUCUACCACGGCAAGGACAUCUGGAAUCAGUGGAAGUUGGCCCGCCAUCAAGAAGACGAUGUCCACAUGCGCCUCAUGAAGAAAUACCGUGACGCCGAGGAUUGGUGGUAUAUCAUCCUAUUUGCCGUCAUGCUUGGUAUGUCCUUUGCCGCGGUGUGCGCCUGGGACACCGGCUUCCCAUGGUGGGCGUUUAUCAUCUGCAUAUUGAUUCCGGUGGUGUGGACCAUUCCGAUCGGAAUCAUUCAGGCCAUUACCAAUAUCCAAUUAGGACUGAACGUCUUGACCGAGUAUGUCAUCGGCUACAUGCUCCCCGGCCGCCCCUUGGUCAUGAUGAUGUUCAAGAACUACGGUUAUCUCGUCAUGUCGCAGGCGCUCUAUUUCAUUCAGGAUCUCAAGCUCGGCCAUUACAUGAAGGUGCCACCUCGUGUCAUGUUUUGGUCCCAGCUGAUAGCUUCGGUUUGGUCCGCCAUUGUCCAGAUCGCCGUCAUGAACUGGGCGCUCGGGGCAAUUCCCGAUAUUUGCACAGACGGCCAGGCCAACCAAUUUGAUUGCCCCAAUGCCAAGGUAUUUUUCACUGCAUCCGUCAUUUGGGGUGCGAUUGGACCGGCUCGCAUGUUCUCCGGUAAAGCACUGUAUAGCUCUUUACAGUGGUUCUGGCUCGUUGGUGCCGUUGCUCCCGUGAUUUCGUGGUUUUUCGUUCGACGGUAUCCGCGCUCGCUUUGGCGCUAUGUCAACUUCCCGCUGGUGUUUGGCGGUUCAGGCUGGAUUCCGCCCGCAACUGUUUACAUCUACUACUGCUGGGGCAUAGUCGGCACUGUUUUCAACUUUUUCAUUCGCCGUCGGAAGACGGGUUGGUGGCUGCAGUACAACUACCUCACCUCGGCCGCCCUUGACGUUGGCCUUUUGCUGUCGACUCUCGUUAUUUUCUUUUCCCUUACACUAUCACACACCAAAGCGCCAGAAUGGUUUGGCAACACAGUGGCUAAGAGCACCAUGGAUUCGACCGCCAAAGCGGUACAGAAACUCGUCCCGCCAGGAGAGAUCUUUGGACCUCGCGAAUGGCCAUAGUUGCAAGUCACGAGUCAUAGCGAGGGAUCGGACGAGACAGGAGGAGUUUUGGAGUUUGGUUAGGUAUUUUUCUCGACGGAGUCUAUGAUUUGGAAUACCUUCGGGAUUGGCGGGAACUUCUGGGGAUUUUGGCUACCUAUGGACGGAAAUUGACAGGCACAGCCGGCACAUGUAUGCCGCGCACAAC